Messenger RNA from Dromiciops gliroides (monito del monte), 2991 nucleotides. It is a transcript of the gene CREBL2, whose product is annotated as cAMP responsive element binding protein like 2. Gene Ontology annotation, molecular function: DNA-binding transcription factor activity. The transcript is spliced from 4 exons. Gene Ontology annotation, cellular component: nucleus. The coding region runs from base 256 to 618 and encodes 120 amino acids. Gene Ontology annotation, biological process: regulation of DNA-templated transcription. Lineage: Eukaryota; Metazoa; Chordata; Mammalia; Microbiotheria; Microbiotheriidae. The record is from RefSeq and is a predicted model, not a curated record.
GACCCCGCCUCUCCCCGGCGCUUCUAUAAACACACCGGAGAAACUGUCAUGGAGAGGGGAGGAGGCUGAGGGGGCCGUUUGGGGCCGCUCCUGGAGCUCUCCGCCUCAUUUCUGAACGGGCUCCUUCACCCUUCAUCCGAGAGGGCCAGAGGCUAGACCCGAGGACGCAUUGAAAAAAUAAAUCCCCGUUGUUCCCCGGGGGCGGAGCCGGCCGACUGACCAAGGCUGCGAGGCUCGGCCUGCGAGCCUGCGGACAUGGAUGACAGCAAGGUAGUUGGAGGCAAAGUAAAGAAACCAGGUAAACGUGGUCGGAAGCCAGCCAAAAUUGACUUGAAGGCAAAACUUGAGAGAAGCCGGCAGAGUGCAAGAGAAUGUAGGGCCAGAAAGAAGCUGAGAUAUCAGUAUCUGGAAGAAUUGGUGUCUAGUCGGGAGAGAGCCAUCUGUGGUCUCAGAGAAGAACUGGAAAUGUACAAGCAAUGGUGCAUGGCAAUGGAUCAAGGAAAAAUCCCCUCUGAAAUAAAAGCUCUCUUAACUGGAGAGGAACAGAGCAAAUCUCAGCAGAACUCAAGCAGACAUACCAAGGCUGUAAAAACAGAAGCCAAUAACAAUUCCUGGUGAAGAUCAUUUCCAUUUAAACUCCUGAAUCAGUUGCUGAAUUGAAAAUUCAGAAUUACAUGAAGGAUGGACAAGAUUGGGCUUUGGAAUUUAAUCUGCUACCUACAAUUCAGUGGUCAUUUAUGUUAACCUACAGUUGUUGACCAAAAUCUGUAAUUGUACCUGUUGAAGGACCUUGCUUUAACCUUCUUCAACAACAGGAAAAUUCAGAAUAUUCAGUCCUCUUUCAUUUGAUGUUGAUAGCUACAGUAGGUUUGCACAUGAUGUGAUACUUAGAAAAUCCCAUGUGGCAUGGAGGACAAUAAUUUUAAAAAACAGUAGUUUUGCACCUUAGCUCCAUAUUGGUUAAUUAUGUUUUUUUCAUUUAAUUGUGUGUGUUGGUGUCACUUCAUUUGCUUUGGUUUUUGUAUAGGCUUAUUCAGAGAAACCAGAUAGGCUGUUUGCUAAAUUAUAAGUCUUCAGCCUUUAAAAUGGACCUGAACUUCUUUUAUCAAAUUUACUUGAGUGAUUUGUAAUACAUAUUUCCUGCAGGAACCACAAGUCAUGCAUCAUUCCAGCAUAAAUUGUGCAUAUGUGUUAACAAUUAUAUGCAUUUCUAUUUUUGUAAUCUGUGAUGACCUUUCUGUUGUAUUGUACCCAUAGGGACAAUCCACAUGAAAAGCUAUUUUGGGAAGCUUCUCUUGGAAACUCUUGUAGCUGUCCUCCCCACUAUUGAAAUUUCCCCAUCUAUAUUAGCAAGUAAAGUAAUCAGAUUUUAAAAUUACUUUUCAUGUAUUCAGAUGCAGUGAGCAGUUUGUUAUUGCUGAAUGUAGACAGGUAUAUUUAAAGAAAGAGAUACUAAGACACUUUUUUUUUGUACACUCAACAAGCUUGGGAGACUAUUCUAGAGAAAAUAGUUUAAAAUUAGCUGCUGGUCCUUCAAGAUCUUGUUUCUACCUCAAGAUCUGUAAUAAGGUGACAUACAGUUUGCUUAUAGCUCUAAUGGCUGCUACAGUAACCAAAAUACCAACCUUCUUUUCCUGAUGUGAGAUUAAACGAGAUUGGGCCUGAUUUGUGCUCCAUUCUGAGAAAGGCACAAUAGACUAUUAUAUGUCUGUCUUUACUUGUUCGAGUCAGAUAGAUCUACCAGAGAGAAACCUAUAUCUUGUGUGUCCAAGGAAAACCCAGAGCAAAUGAAUGUACUUUGGUCCUGCCCAAGCCACACCCCUCUUCCUGCCUCGCAUGUUAGGCCCAAACAUUGAUGUUAUGGCCAAACACAUUACUUCCAUAAAUGUGUGAGGUCAGGGGGAGCAGAGAACAAUUCUUCCACUGACUUUCCCCAUUCAUAUCCAAGCCUACAUAUAUAUGAAGUUAUAUUUUCCCCAACAGAGGGUUGGUACAGUAUGAGGAAUCAGGCUUAUGACAAAGUAUAAAAAUCUUUGAAAAUGUACUUGUUUAAAAUAAAUACAAGUUAAGUACUAGAUACGGUUUAAUUUUUCUACUCCUGAUUCUAUGAUGAGGUCCUUUUUCAUUGUCUCUUUCUUAAAUAAUCAAAUCAGAAGUAUGAUCUCUUACUACUAAACCACAGGUAUAUGUAAUUGGUCCACUCUUCCCUAUCAGUUGGCUUUUUCACCAAAUGUCCAUUAUCGAAUGUUAGAGAAGACACAUCUUCUGUAGGCAGAUGAUGUGGAUCAUGACUGGAAACACAAAAGUGAAUAUAUAUUCUCUUUGGACUGGAAGGCAUGCCAUCCUCUGGUCUGAGAGCCUAAAAACCCACUGUUCUUUGGAGUGCAAACUUGUGUUUGCACCUUUGGAGUUAUAUACCACCAGUAGUAGACUACUAGCUCAGCCUUUCCCCUCUCCCCAAUUUUGUGUUUUGGAGCAAUAAAGGGAUGAAGAAUAUUUAACGUCUUAGAAAUGGGAUAUGUUUUUGUUGUUUUCGGUUUCUUGAUCAUAUAUGUUUUCCAAAAUGCCCUAAGACUUGGUUUACAUUGUUUCUAGACCAUUUGAAUACCGUCCAGGUAGUUAUUGUAAAUGUAAUUAUUCCAAAACGAAAGUGGUUGUUCAAUGGAAUGUGCCUGUUAUGCUUGAAAUAUUUCCUCCUUGGUAGUAAUUCUGUAUCAUGUGGGGUCAUUUGAGCUUUUGUUAUAAUAUCUUUACAAGAGCUGAUAAUUUUGCCCUCACAUAGAAGAUAUGAAAUUCAUGUAAGAGUAAAUUAUAAUUUGUUGUGCUUACUUUAUUCCCAGAACUUUCACUUUAUUCUUUGUGGACAAACAGAUGAAACCAAGAGAAGGUACCUUGGCUUUAAAAAGAAUGUUUUCAGUACUUUUGGGAUUGUGCUGUCAGUGUAUUUUGGUUACUUUAAAGUAUGAUAAUAAAUGUCAUUGAUUAAAUGAA